This is a messenger RNA of Stylophora pistillata, 1294 nucleotides long. RefSeq lists its product as uncharacterized. The record is from RefSeq and is a predicted model, not a curated record. NCBI's taxonomy places the organism in Eukaryota, Metazoa, Cnidaria, Anthozoa, Scleractinia, Pocilloporidae. Gene Ontology annotation, biological process: signal transduction; protein phosphorylation. Gene Ontology annotation, molecular function: ATP binding; protein kinase activity.
CACUCUGCAUCUCUCCAACCAGGCUCUGGUUGGAGAGGCCACUUAUCAGCGGGAUAUCUUUUUAUCCGUUGCAUCCGUUGGAUAGCGUUAUCUUCCCUUUGAAUAACUGGGCACGUAAGUAUGAAUGGAUACCGGAAGACUGUCAGGAAAACCAGAACAAAUGUUGCGAUGUAAUAUAUGAUGGACUGGUGCCCUAUCCAAGAAAGAAUGGCGACACUCCCAGUUGUUUUAUGUCACUGAAACCAAUCAGUGUUUUGACUUGAUUGCUAACCUCACCCUCACUUCCCUUCAAUAGAAAGUCGUGGAACACUUUGUUCUAGUUUUCGCAGUGUCUCAAAAGUAUGUGAAAGUGUACAAACCCUUACCAUUCCUAAUGUUUCGGUUCAAGACUGUUACUUCUGAUAUGUGAAUAGCUUGCUUAUCUUACCUAUUACACGCUUAUUUAUUUACUCUCUGCGGACUGGUUGAAAAGGUUGAAAGCAAUGAUGGUACCAAAAAAUAAACAAUCUUGUCAAGAUAAAAUGGCAUUUUGUUUUGUUUUCACUCCACGACGUGUUACUAAUAUCAGAUUUAUUUCCCGAGAUUAGUUUCAGACUGUGUCAACUUUAGUAAGCUCCUUUUUUUAUUGCAGACUGACGAGCCGAGUCCUCCAGAUGUACCUCGAAAUAAAACUUUCGAAGACGAGAUGGAUAGCCCUUCAGAGAUCGCGGCCCGCCCCGCAGUGUUUAUCUCAUAUCAAUGGGGUCUCCAGGACACUGUGAAGGUAUUGAGGAACAAGCUGGAGGAGGCUGGGUUCGAAUGCUGGAUGGAUAUCGGUCAGAUGGGUGGAGGAGACGCCUUGUACGCAGAGAUAGAUGCAGGAAUCAGAGCUUCUAAGGUCGUAAUUUGUUGUGUGACCAAGCGUUACUGCGUGUCCGAAAUGUGCCAAAGAGAAGUCACUCUGGCAGAUACUUUGCGAAAGCCUAUCAUUCCAGUCCUGUUUGAGUUCAUAGACUGGCCGCCUCCCGGCCAACUGGCUUUGAUUUUUGCUAAACUGCUUUACAUUGACAUGUCCCAAGGUCCUACCGGCAGUUUUCCUGAGGACAAGUUACAGGAACUUUUUCUAAAAGUUAAUGGCCACGUUGAACGUUGAAUUACUGAAGCCGAUGAAGACAUUCGAAGGUUAACGGGAACUUACGAUGUGUUUUCAAGCGUCUUCAUGCAGGGUUGAUCGCUAGGCUUGUAAAGAUAACGGAAAUCGAUGGCUUCCGAGGACUAACAACUGUUCCAGACGGUCGUCAGACAAAAAAAAAAA